Molecule: messenger RNA, 4410 nt
Organism: Toxorhynchites rutilus septentrionalis
Lineage: Eukaryota; Metazoa; Arthropoda; Insecta; Diptera; Culicidae
Gene: vap
Product: ras GTPase-activating protein 1
Exons: 8
Coding region: 253-3087 (944 amino acids)
Biological process (GO): regulation of GTPase activity
Molecular function (GO): protein binding
Source: RefSeq, a predicted model, not a curated record
UGCUUUUCAUGUCACUCGAUAUUUUUUCCGAUUAAUCAUCCACGAUUCUAUUGUAGUGAAAAAAGGGUAGAUUAUUUUUAAGCAAUACUGUUCGGUGUUUAUUCGUUGAAAGUGGUGCGAAAAUGUGAACAACCCAUGGAUUAAUCACGAUUCAUACUCCGGAAUCAACGCCCAGCUGUGAAUGGUAAAUAUCGGAUCGCAGUUAUCGCUCACGGGAGUGUGAGACAUCAAAUAUUAGACAGCGAGAAAAUAAUGGCAGAUAUGAUGCGAAUGAGUGGCAGUGGGGCGCUGGGUGGCUUCCAACGUGAUAAACUCGGUUCGCCAUCGACUGGCUCCGAAGACGGGGGAGGUAUAGACUUGGCCGAUAUUGCGCAGGAACUGGAUCAGGAUGAAUUCGACGGUCCCACAACGAUGAAUGGAGAUCGUCCAGCGAUUACUGCUCCACCCGAAAGUGAAUGGUACCAUGGACGCUUGGAUAGGUUCAGCGCAGAACAGAGAUUGAAAUCUGUGUCCAGAUUGGGGAGCUACUUAGUUCGCGAAAGUGACCGUAAGCCUGGUUCGUACGUUUUGAGUUACUCGGGAAGAACCGGCAUAAACCACUUCCGUAUCACGGCUGUUUGCGGUGAUUUCUACAUCGGAGGUCGUCAGUUCUUUUCGUUGAGCGAUUUGGUUGGCUAUUACACGUCUUGUAGUGAUUUGUUGAAGCGAGAGAAGCUUGUCUAUCCGGUUCCACCGCCUGAGCCGGUGAAUGAUAAGAAACGAGUUGUCGCCAUUCUGCCAUACACCAAAAUGCCGGACACAGACGAGUUAACAUUCCAGAAGGGAGAUAUCUUCUUUGUGCACAACGACAUGGGUGAUGGCUGGCUUUGGGUGACCGCUCACCGCACUGGUGAACAGGGUAUGAUCUUUCGUGAAUUGGUAGAAGAUUUAGACCCCAGCAUAGAUCCCAACACUGUGUUCUCGUGGUUCCACCCAACAUGCUCGAAGAAUGAGGCGGUCGACAUGCUAGUCAAGGCUGGUCCUGGAAGUUUUCUCGUAAGACCGAGCGAUAACUCCCCCGGAGAUUACUCUCUGUUCUUCCACAUCAAUAACCAAAUUCAACGUUUCCGCAUUGAGAAGAAAGGUGUCCGCUAUUUGAUGGGCGGACGAACGUUUGAAUGUUUGGAUGCAGUCAUCAACCGGUAUCGCAAAGAACAAAUCGUCGAAGGACAUACACUGAUGCAUCCGGUCAUAAACGGAUCUCAACCGGAAUAUCAUCCUCCUACCAAUGUGGCCAGCGCGGCAGAGAAAAUUUACGCGACUCUUCGCGAGUGUCGCGAUCAAAAUAUUUUGAAGAAGACGAAGGGCAUCAAACAUCAUGGUUAUUUGUUGAAAAAAUCAGACAAAACCACUAAAUGGAAACAGCUCUACUUUGCUUUGUUGGUGGAAGGGUCUGAAACUCAUCUGUGCUUCUACGAUAAUCCGAGGAAGACGAAACCAAAAGGUUUGAUUGAUCUCUCGUGUGCUUAUCUUUACCAGUGCCAUGAAUCGUUUUGGGAAAGGCAACACUGCUUCCAAAUAGUCGAGCGUGCGUUACCAUGCCUUGCAACGAUAUCUUAUCUGUGUGCCAAUAGCCAGGAAAGUUACGUGGAGUGGGUAAACGCAUUGAAGUCCCACUGCGUGUCUCAGCUCAGCAAAGCUCAAUCCAAAGUUCCACGGCUACGCGAAUUACGCUGCUUGAAUCUACAGAUUUUGGAAGCUCAUCGUUUACCGUUCAAGCUUGUUCCCCAUCCAUAUUGCAUUGUUUCGUUGAAUCAAGUAAAGGUGGGCAAAACUCGCGUCAAGACCGCUCCGGACCCCGUUUGGGAAGAGGAAUUUGUUCUCGAUGAUGUUCCGCCGGAUGUGGUGACAGUGACGAUAACUGUUUUGAGCAAGGGUAAGCGUGGCAAAGAUUCUGAAGUGGCCGAGCUAAUUGUUGAUCUUUGUGGCCUGAAAAACGGGCAGGAAACGGAGGAGUGGUAUCCUUUGAUUGGAAUGACCCCGAUGGGUGAAUGGGGAUCAAUCCGCUUGCGUAUAAGAUAUCUGGAUGAUUUGGUAAUGCCUUGCGAGGAAUACAGCCCUCUGCAGCAACUUUUGGUGGAACCAGAACUGAAUGCAGUUCGUGCAUUGGCUGAAAUAUGUCACAACGAUCGUAUCCCUUUGGCUACCUCACUUCUGAAGGUAUUCCGCCACGAGAAACGUGAAACUGAACUGUUGAGAAUACUUUGCCAAGCCGAGGUAGCGAAAGAAAAUGAAACGACCACCCUAUUUCGAGGUGCUUCUCUGGCAACAACACUCAUGGAUCUGUACAUGCGAGCUGAGUGCACCGUUUUUCUCCAAUCUGCCGUAUCUGAUAUAAUCCAAAGAAUUCUCGAAAGUAAGCAAUCGGGGGAACUGAAUCCAACCAAAAUGGACGUUAAUGAUGAUGCCUGUUCCAAUGCCGAAUUUCUGCUGAUGAUUUUGGACCAGGUGACGCAAUCGAUUUUCACUUCACCCGAUGCGUGUCCGCGAACCGUUCGCUUCAUCUGCAAUUGUCUCCAGAAAUCAGUGGUCGCGAAGUGGCCAUCGCCAAAUGAACGCUUAGUGCGUACCCGUGUUGUUUCAGGGUUUAUCUUUCUGCGUCUGCUUUGUCCAGCUUUGCUCAAUCCCCGUCAAUUUGGUCUAGUCAGUGAAACGCCACACCAGAUGGCAACCAGGACACUCAUAAUGGUCGCAAAAUGUUUGCAGAACUUGGCAAAUCUGGUGGAAUUCGGCGGGAAGGAACCCUAUAUGGAGGUAGUCAAUCCAUUCAUUCUUAAAAAUAAGGAACGCAUGAUCGUUUUUCUCGAUCAGCUAUCAUCUGUAACUGACCCAAAUCCGCCGCCUGGAUGUGUGGUUGAACAGAACAGUUCUUCAACUCUCUCCAGUUCAGACGCCGGACGCGAGCUGGCCACUUUGCAUCACAUCUGCGUGUCGUAUCUUCCGGAGUUACAAUCAAUGAGUAAGGCAACCAUCGCGCUGAAGAAGCUGGUCACGGUCACCGAAAUGCUCUCGAAGCACAAGCUCAAAUACCGGGAAAUGAUUAGUUAAUCUGUAAGCCUUUUACAGCACACGAAUUAAGCUAUACUAAUCAUAAAUUGUAUUACUCUCUCUCUCUCUUUCUCUCUCGACGAGAAAUCGAAAGUCAAAGUUUCGAACACAGGAAUAGGGUUAACCUAAAAGUUUAAAAACGUAUUAAACAUCUAUAUUGGAAUUUUCUUGUAGCAGUGCAUACAAAAUAACCAAGUAACGUAUAAAAUUUAAUUUUAAACGAUGAACAUUGGCGUAAAAAACAGAUGGAAAUCGGGUUCACUGUGUCACAACGAUUGAUUUUAGCAUUUUGAGAAACUCAGGAGUAACAUUUUAGGCAUAUAGGAUACAAAAAAGUAAGAAAACCAACAACAACAAGAAUACUCCACGCUGAGUUAAGGCGUCGCACAAAGCCUGCAGUGUAUUAUCUUUCUGAGAUAAACAGGAAUUCGGCAAAUAGCUUAUGUUGUUAUGUGGAGCAUCAUAUUAAUCAUUGAUGGUUGUUUCUUAUUUUGGAAAAUCAAUUAGAAUGACGUGCGCUAUGCUAUCAACUAUCUGCACACAAGAAGUGAACAACAUUCUUCUUUCCCUCUCCACACAUACUUGUUUUAUAAGGAUGCAUAUAUGCUUUCGUAUUGAAGUUCUACAUUCAACAUGGACGGGAUAUUCGAAGCUCCUUCUUAAGAGACAUUCGUCAAAAAGAUUGAAAUUGGCCUACAGAAUACCGGCUACGACAAUUGAGAUUGAGUUAAAAUCGACGUUUGCAUUUAGAUAUCCGAUGGUCACAUAAAUGCUUCCCCCUAAAGGCUGACAAGUGAAUGUUGAACUCAACACGGCGGAACAUAUGUGUAUUAUACACAUGAGCGAUACGUUAUAAACGAUUGGAUUUGAACAUCAUCUGAUACAAACUAGUUUUACGAUGAAACAUAAAUACCAGGAAUCAACGGGAAUACAUACAUAGAUUGAAGAAACAGCGUUUGCACAAGUAGGCACUCAUACCAAAAAGACGUGGAAUCUAAUAUUUAGGUCGUAUUGAAAAAAAAGUUUAACUUUUUUUUUAUAUACUUUAUUCGUGAUGUCCUCGGGAUAAAAUGGAUAACGCAAUUCGAUGUACAUGCACUGGAUAUGCAUUCUGAUGGUCAAUUUAUUUUAUACAUGUAAAACUUUCGACGUUUUCUACUUUACACAUAUUCUUUUCUACCGACAUACUUUACCUUGUCCAACGCCCCGAUCAAUUAGGCCCAGCUUCAGCCCAUGCCAGACGAUUUUUAAAUGCAUUUUUAUAAUCAUACAUUCAUCUUAAAUAUAACCAAGGAUUCUCAGUAAAUUAAACAUGAAAUUGUA